This is a messenger RNA of Effrenium voratum, 1407 nucleotides long. The record is from the annotation of a GenBank genome assembly. NCBI's taxonomy places the organism in Eukaryota, Dinophyceae, Suessiales, Symbiodiniaceae.
AUGACUGACGUGAAGGAGAUGCAUGAAACGCCGGUGACACAGACGCAGAUGUUCAAAGCGUCCUCGCAAGCCGCAGAUGAGCCAGUGCAAGCAGUGCUUGUGGCGCUUCGGGGCGCCGAACCGGCAGAGUUCAAAUUCCAGGCUGACACUGCUGAGGUCUUGGUGGGCCGAAAUCCAAAGUGCCAAGUGCAGGCCAAGGACAAGCACGUGUCUUCGCAGCACCUGCGAAUCUAUCGCGACGAGCGGCUGCGCUUUUAUGUGGAGGAGUUAGCCUCUUCCGGUUGCUUCAUUAACAACCAGUUCGUAAGGCAGGGUGAGCACCGGGCCUUGCGCCACGGCGAUGCCAUCACCAUCGCCACGAACGCGAGCUCGAGCCAGGAGGCCUUUGCCUCGCUGAUCUUCCGGGUCAUGGUGAGAAAGAAUUCCGAAGGCACUGAGGUGAGGAGAGAAGCGGAUCUUCGGAACCUGGUCAGCGAUGAUUGGGUGCCCAAGAACUGGGACAUCAGUCACGAGCUGGGCACUGGCAACUUCAGCGAGGUGAAGCUGGGGAUUGAGGUGAAAGAGGGGAAAAAGUACGCCAUGAAAAUCAUCGACAAAAAGAAGUUCCUGCAGUUCCAGCACAAGCGAGGUUCCGUGCUGAGCUUAAACGACGAGGCAGACAUGAUGAAGAGUCUGUCGCAUCCCAACAUCGUGACCUGCCGCACGUGGUUUCAGACCGAGGCGCACAUGUACAUCGCCCUGGAGCUGGUCGAAGGCGGGGACCUCCUGAAGAACCUUCUCGAGGAUGGCUGCUUCCAAGAGGUGCAGGCUGCCCGCAUCUUCUUGAUGAUCUGCAAUGCCGUGAGCUACUUGCAUGAGCGGCAGCUGGUUCAUCGGGAUCUGAAACCCGAGAACAUCCUCCUGACCAGCAAGGACCGAGAGACCAUGGUGGCGAAGCUCGCAGACUUCGGACUGGCAAGACAGAACCUUAAAUCUCGAGACUGCCGUACCUUUUGCGGGACGCCCCACUACUUCGCCCCGGAGGUGAUCACCACAUUCACGGAUACGAAUACCAAAGCAGGGUACGGCAAGGAGGUGGACAUGUGGAGCCUGGGGGUGAUCUUGUACAUCCUCCUGAGCAGUACCCCACCAUUCGAGGAGGAGGGCCUUUACAACCAGAUCGUGGAGGGUCGCUAUGAGUUCGACGUGCAGGAGUGGACCUGUGUGUCCCCGGAGGCAAAGGAACUGGUGCAGCAGAUGAUGACGGUGAGCCCCAGCAAGCGCAUCAACAUCCAGCAGGCUCUCAACCACCCCUGGUUGAAGUUUGUCCGGUUUACGCCCACACCAAUGCGCUCCGGCGCAGGCUUCGAGAGACCUCCAGCACAGGAGCCGGCGGCCAAGCGCCGCAAGUCGGAUGCCGCCAUGUGA